AUGGCGGAGCAGAAUAUACAGUACAUGGGCGACUUUUCCAGGCCAGUUAUUGGGAACACGAGCACUUCGGCGAUAGGGUCAGGAUCAAACCAAGGCAAUCAGUUCCGCCGACCUCCUCAGCAAUUUGGGUAUCAGAACCAGCAACAAUUCUACCCACCUCAACAGCAGUUCCCCUUUCCUCAGCAGCAGACUUACCCUCAAGCAUAUCAGCAACAGCAACCCCAGCAGUAUCAGCAGUUCCCUAUGCAACAAGGGAAUUUUCAGCAGCAGCAACAAUACCAGCAUGCCCCUCAACAGUUUCAGAAGCAAACUCAACCGCAGAAUUCGUCUCUUGAGGACACGAUGAAAUCUUUUAUGGAGAUGACCAAACAGAGCAUGGAGUCGCAGUCCGCCACAAUAAAGCGUCUUGAGACAACCGAGGGGCAGCUCUCUGGGACCUUGAACCAGAUGCAACAGCAGCAACAACCAGGGAAGCACCAUGGACAAGGAUUGCAACCUCACCAAGCUCAAGCAGUCACUGUUUUGUGCAGUGGAAAGGUGGUGAACAAUAAAGUGGAAGCCCCUGUGGAAGAGCCCCCUAAGGAAACCCACAUGGAGGAGCAAGUACAGAAGCAGCCGCAGCCAAGAGAGGAGGAGAAGGAGAAGGAGUCCGAAGUGAAGCUCCACAAGGCUGCCAAGCCAUAUAAGCCACCGGUCCCUUACCCAAGCCGAUUGAAGAAUGAAAAGCUGGACCAAUAA
Messenger RNA from Salvia miltiorrhiza (redroot sage), 738 nucleotides. Its product is annotated as gamma-gliadin-like. NCBI's taxonomy places the organism in Eukaryota, Viridiplantae, Streptophyta, Magnoliopsida, Lamiales, Lamiaceae. The record is from RefSeq and is a predicted model, not a curated record. The transcript has 2 exons. Bases 1 to 738 code for a protein of 245 amino acids.